Messenger RNA from Erigeron canadensis, 1432 nucleotides. RefSeq lists its product as uncharacterized. The transcript is spliced from 4 exons. NCBI's taxonomy places the organism in Eukaryota, Viridiplantae, Streptophyta, Magnoliopsida, Asterales, Asteraceae. The coding region runs from base 393 to 971 and encodes 192 amino acids. The record is from RefSeq and is a predicted model, not a curated record.
AAAAAACACAAGUAGCUUAAUUUAAAUAAAAAAUUGUUCAUGUAUAUGUCCAACUCCCAUAAGCAAGUCCGAAAUCAAUGUCCCUUUUCCUUUAUAUGCACUUACCAAAACUAACAUUAUAACUAAUGUUUUUGGCACAUGUUGAGGCUUACUUUAAAUCAAAAGUAGAUUAUAUAUGCGUUUACUUUAGUUCUUAACUUCUCCAUUGAUUUGUUCCAACUAAUUACAGGUGUAUAUGCGUUUACUUAAGCUCUUACCUACUAGUCCAUUGACUUUUGGUCCAACUAAUUACAGCUCUUAAUCAGUUAAUUAAGUCCAAAAAGUAGCAUUAGGGUCAAUUGCAUAAUUGGUUACAUCCAUUUUCCUGACCUGUCUCUCUGCAGCCUGUGUAAAUGGCGGUAUCCAUCCCUGUUCUCAUUGUAAUCAGUUUGCUUCACAUCGUUGCCUUUGUUCUCGCCAUAGGUGCUGAACGUAAUCGUAGCAAGGCAAAGGUUGUUACAGAUGGUAACUUUGAUUACAAUUACUGUUUAUAUUCCUCCAGUCCAUCGACGUUAUAUGGACUAGUGGCGUUUAGUCUGGUGUUGGUUAGUCAAAUGGUCGUUAACAUCGUCACGAAGUGUCUGUGUUUCAAUAAGGGUGUCGAGAGAUGUAGUUUGAGAUGCUCGGUCGCCACCUUCUUCUAUAUCAUCUCAUGGGUUAGCUUUUUGGGUGCCGAAGUAUGCUUACUGGGGGGAUCAAUCAAGAAUGCCCAGCAAACCAAAUACCGCACACUUAAUUUUGGAACUACUACUGACCUGUCAUGCGAGACUCUGCACAAGGGGGUCUUUGCUGCUGGAGCGAUAUUUGUGUUCCUAUUACUGAUAGCAUCUGUUGUUUAUUAUUGGGUACAUUCCAUGCAAGAUGCGGUUGACUCAGAACAUCUUCAAGACGAAAAACUACCUAUGAUCUCUUCUGAUUGUAAUUCGACUUAGGUGUGAGUUUCUUGAUUAACAAAUAGGGAAAGGACUGCCGCAAGUAUCACCAACUUUUCUAGCAUUAGGAGCGUUGAUAAAAUUCUGCAACUUCGGGUUCUUGAUGUACUUGCAAAGGCAAGGUCGUUGUUCCUUGAUCUUUCCACAGCAAGUUUCUGAUGGGGCGUCGGAUGCUAAGAUUGCAGUGGCACAUGGGACUAGGUUAAUGGGGUUACAGUCCGUGGCUGCUUCAGUUGACAACCGAGAGCUGUUGAAGAGCACCACAAACACAAUGCAGAAUAGCAACCUAAGCAAUUUCAUGUUCUGAAACAAAUAUUUAACACCACUCAUGAUUUAGGAGCAUAUAGUGUCCAAUGUUGUAGUCAAAUUAUGCAAAAUUUGAGAGUUGUUCUUCAAGAUUGUCUAAUAAUAAUGAAUGUUAACAUCAAUUACAAAAAAUGUCAUACUUAUAGUAAUCCAAA